GCGCGGCUGUCGGGUGGCUGAGCUGAGGCAUUGCGAACGGGGUUGGCAGGUGGCUUGGCACGGUUGUCGCGACAGCGGGUUGGCUUGAGGGGCUCCGGGGUUCUGGGCGGGGACAAUGGCGUCUCGGGCAGGCCCGCGAGCGGCCGGCACCGACGGUAGCGACUUUCAGCACCGGGAGCGCGUCGCCAUGCACUACCAGAUGAGUGUGACCCUCAAGUAUGAAAUCAAGAAGCUGAUCUACGUGCAUCUGGUCAUAUGGCUGCUGCUGGUUGCCAAGAUGAGCGUGGGACACCUGAGGCUCUUGUCGCAUGACCAGGUGGCCAUGCCCUAUCAGUGGGAGUACCCGUAUUUGCUAAGUAUUGUGCCUUCUCUCUUGGGCCUGCUCUCCUUCCCCCGCAACAACAUUAGCUACCUUGUGCUCUCCAUGAUCAGCAUGGGGCUCUUUUCCAUUGCACCCCUCAUUUAUGGCAGCAUGGAGAUGUUCCCUGCUGCACAGCAGCUCUACCGCCAUGGCAAGGCCUACCGUUUCCUCUUUGGUUUUUCUGCCGUCUCUGUCAUGUACCUGGUGUUGGUGCUGGCAGUCCAAGUGCAUGCCUGGCAGUUAUACUACAGCAAGAAGCUCCUAGACUCUUGGUUCACCAGCACACAGGAAAAGAAGCGUAAAUGAAGCCUGCCUUUUGGACUGCUCUACAGAGUGAAGCCUGGGCCUCCCAAUGAAUGGAGUGAGAGGGGUAGAGGAGCUUUUCUAAAAUCACCUUUGGUAAUUUUGGCAACUGUUAUGUUGGCACCUAGUGCAAACUAGGUCCAAGUUAUGGAAAGCCCCUCCUGUUGCCAUCCACUGAGAUGGCAAAACUAUAUUUAAUUUAUUCCUGGUUGCCAGAACUGGGUAAUUAACAGACAUGAAGCAAACUUCAGCUGGUUGAAAUUGAGGCUCUUUGGGGCGCUUCAAGACUGAGUAUUAUUCUUGCCUCCUCUUGGUCCUUCUUCCCACUUCCAUCCAUCACCCCUUAGCCACGACACUGAAGGAGAUAGGGAAAAAAUCAAAUUCUACUUCAAUCUGUAGGUCAUAGGGCAGGAAACAUUUGGGAAGCUGCUCCCCCUGCAGGCUGUAGUUUCUACUACAAAGCAUUUUAAUUAAAAAGAAUCUCAAUAAAGACUGCCCUGUCCACCAUG
This is a messenger RNA of Galeopterus variegatus (Sunda flying lemur), 1173 nucleotides long. RefSeq names its product jagunal homolog 1 (Drosophila) (gene JAGN1). Gene Ontology annotation, cellular component: endoplasmic reticulum membrane. Gene Ontology annotation, biological process: vesicle-mediated transport; endoplasmic reticulum organization; granulocyte colony-stimulating factor signaling pathway. The coding region runs from base 116 to 667 and encodes 183 amino acids. The record is from RefSeq and is a predicted model, not a curated record. Lineage: Eukaryota; Metazoa; Chordata; Mammalia; Dermoptera; Cynocephalidae. The transcript has 2 exons.